This is a messenger RNA of Pseudonaja textilis, 4524 nucleotides long. RefSeq names its product nucleoporin 160 (gene NUP160). NCBI's taxonomy places the organism in Eukaryota, Metazoa, Chordata, Lepidosauria, Squamata, Elapidae. Gene Ontology annotation, molecular function: structural constituent of nuclear pore. The record is from RefSeq and is a predicted model, not a curated record. Gene Ontology annotation, cellular component: nuclear pore.
AGCGCGCGCGGGAAGAGAAGAUGGCGGCAGCAGUGGGCCUGGCCGAGCGGGGCUAUUUGGAGCUCGGCGGGGCGGAGCGGAGCGGGCGGCAUGGUCUCCGCGAACUCGUAUUCAGCCUCCCAGGUGGCGGUGCGUCCCCCUCUGCCGUGCGGUAUCCUGAGAGCGCUGGAGGGUUUUGGUACCAAGAGAACGCGCAGCUGGGCUCGGUGACUAGAAACCGCUUUAUUCAUUGGGCAACCUCAGGUGCGACUUUAGAACUGGUAGAGGAGUCCCUUGACAUAAACCUUUUGAACAAUGCUGUUCAGCUCAGAUUUCAAAAUUGUAAUCUCUUGCCACAAGGGGUACAUAUCUUUGAGACGCAAAAUCAUGUUGUUAUAUUGGUUUCAACCAAUCAGACAGUACAUAGAUUGAUGUUACCUCAUCCAGCUCGGAUGUAUAGAAGCGAGCUGAUAACAGAAAGUCAAAUGCAGUCGGUUUUUACAGAUAUUGGGAAACUUCAUUUUAGAGAUCCUUUGAACUACUGUGUCAUCCCCACAGUUCCGGGGUUGUCACCUUUUUCCACUGCUUCAGCAGCUUGGCUUACUGGUGAUGGAGGAUCCCUCUUUGCUCUGCCAUCUGCUUCUGGUGGGAUUUUUGUCCUAAACCUACCACCGUAUGAUGCUCGUGAGAUGCCUUCAACUUCAUUUGUGGAGUUGAAACAGAGUUCAGUCAUGCAGCGCCUGCUUACAGGUUGGAUGCCAACUGCCAUCAGAGGCGAUCAAAAUCCUUCAGAUCUUCCUGUUAGCUUAUCAGUCCACUGUCGUGAACAUGAUGCACUUCUCUUUGCACUCUACCAAGAUCAUAAACUUCGUAUGUGGUCUUAUAAAAAUCAAAUGUGCCUGAUGGUGGCUGAUAUGUUGGAAUUUGUUCCUGUAAAUAAAGAUUUGAGACUUAUUGGUGGAAGUGGACACAGAUUACAGCUGGCAUAUUCGGAGUCAUUGGGGCUUUAUAUUGGUGUAUACUUGCAUGCACCCAGACAAGGGCAGUUCUGUGUCUUCCAGUUGGUCAGCACAGAGAGUCAUCGCUAUAGUCUUGAUCACAUAUCAUCAUUGUUCACAUCUCAGGUUGGAACUGGUAACACUCAGGAGACACUUAUUGAUUUUGCUUUAACUACUUCUGAGAUCUGGGCACUUUGGCAUGAUGAUGAAAAUCAGACUACUGUGAAAUACAUCAAUUUUGAACACAAUGUUGCUGGUCAGUGGAACCAAGUUUCUGUUCAGCCCCUGCCAGCUGAAGAAGUGAAUAUACGAGAUGACCAGGAUCCCAGGGAAACAUUUACAGAGGCUAUCUUCCUGCCUGGUCAAUUCACAAAUGCAGCUUUGCUUAAAGCUUUACAGAUUUUUUCUCAAGAAGCUGAGAGAUACAAAGACCUAUCAUGGGAUGAAUUGAAAAAAGAAAUUACUAUCGCUCUAGAAGAUGAGUUCCAGGGAAAUGUGACAGAAUAUGAAUUCUCUCAUGAAGAGUUCAGACAAUUACAAAUAGAAUUCUGGUCAAAAUUCUACGCUUACUGCCUUCAGUAUCAGGAAGAACUUUCACGACCACUCGCACUUCUCUUGAAUCACUAUACUAAUAUGGUGUGUCUGCUAAAAAAGGGUUACUUUUCUUUUCUUGUGCCAUGUUCCUUAAUGGAUCAUCUUUAUCUCUUGCCUGAUGAACAACUGAUUAAUGAAGUUGAAAGUGCUGGCUUAGAUGAAUCUGAUUUUUCUCAUGAUCUUCUGAGUCUUCUUCAGUGCCUUCGGUUAAUUGGAGAAUCUGUUUCUGUGGAAAUGGCACUCACAAUGGAAAUGGCUUGCUUCCGUCUCCAGUCUCCAGAGAGAGCUGCUGAACAGAUCCUUAAAGAUUUGAUUGCUAAUGACACAGAAAAUAUGAUGGAAGAUAUUCACAGCAAACUACAAGAAAUCAAAAAUCCAGUUAAUGCUAUUGGGAUGCUUAUCCGAGAAAUGGACUAUGAAACAGAUGUUGAGAUGGAUAGAGGAUUCAGUUCUGUUCAGCCCAUAAAUGUGCGCAUGCAUCUGUCACAACUUUACGGUAGUAGCACAACAGUAAAUAUGGUAUGUCGGUGUGUGUACAAGAUGUCCAUGACACGCCUUUUAAUUUGCCGGGACCUGUUGAUUUUACAGCAACUCUUACUACGGCUUGGAGAUGCUAUACUAUUGGGAGGAGAUCAGCUAUUCCACACUCAGCAGAACUUACUACAUCGUACAUCUAUUUUGUUAUUAUCUUAUUAUGUGAUACGGUGGGCAAGUCAGCGAUUGGCAUCAGAUGUUCCUGUUGAUGAACUGGAAUCAAAUCUACAGCAUCUUUCGGUAUUAAAGCUAACAGAUUCCACAACAAUAACACCACUGAAGCUGGUGUCAUGCCCUCAAACAAUUGUGGAGCUCUUCUUUCAGGAAGGAGCCCGGAAACACAUAAUAUCUCAGCUUUUCCAGUCUAAUGCAGCCUUGGAUGAAACAUGUUUAAGUUGGCCUCAAAUGUUUUCUGCAAUUUCCAGUUAUCUACUGCAAUUUUUGUGGCCAAGUAAUCCUAACUUCCUCUUCCCAGAAUGUUUGAUGGGGGCUUGUCAGUAUGCUCAAUUGCAGGAAUAUAUUCGUUUGCUGGAACCUUGGUGUCAUGUGAACGUGGGAUCGUGCCGCUUUAUGAUGGGACAUUGCUACCUUGUUACAGGAGAACACCACAAGGCAUUGGACUGUUUCUGUCAAGCUGCCUCAGAAGUUGGAAAAGAAGAGUUUUUAGACAGACUAAUUAGAUCUGAAGAGGUAGAAAUGGCUUCUACUCCACAGCUACAAUACUACGAUAAGGUUUUGCACCUCUUAGACACGAUGGGUCUUCCUGAAUUGAUCAUUCAGCUGGCUACUUUGGCAAUCACUGAAGCAGCAGAUGAUUGGAGAAGUCAGGCUACACUGAGGACUUGCAUUUUCAAACAUCAUUUAGAUUUAGGACAUAAUAAUCAAGCAUAUGAAGCUUUGACCCAUAAUCCAGAUCCAAGCAGGCAACUGGAUUGUUUACGACAACUAGUAGUAGUUCUCUGUGAACGCUCCCAAUUGCAGGAUCUUGUGGAGUUUCCAUAUGUGAAUCUUCAUAAUGAGGUUGUGGGAAUAAUUGAAUAUCGUGCUCGGGCAGUAGAUCUGAUGACACAUAAUUAUUAUGAAUUGCUAUAUGCUUUCCAUAUUUAUCGUCAUAAUUAUCGGAAAGCUGGAACAGUAAUGUUUGAAUAUGGAAUGCGCCUUGGCAGGGAGGUUCGCACUCUUCCUGGACUACAGAAACAAGCAAACUGUUACCUUGCAGCCAUUAACUGUUUACGGCUGAUUCGCCCCCAAUAUGCAUGGAUAGUGCAACCAGCUUCUGGUGCUGUGUAUGAACGUCCAGGAGCAUCCCCAAAAAGAAAUCACGAUGGAGAAUGUGCUGCUGCUCCAACGGGAAGUCACAUUGAAAUCUUGGAGCUACAGGAUUUGGAAAAAGAAUGUAUGUUGGCUCACAUACGGUUAACUUUGGCACAACAUGAUCCAACAUCAGCUGCUAUUACAGGAAACUCAUCUCCCAAAGAGUUAGUUGCCCUAUUGGUACAGGCUGGUCUCUUCGAUACGGCUAUUUCUCUCUGCCAGACUUACAAGCUUUCCUUAAGACCUGUGUUUGAGGGUCUUACUUUCAAGUGUAUUAAACUUCAGUUUGGAGGCGAAGCAGUUUUGGCAGAGGCAUGGGAUUGGCUUGCUGCAAAUCAGUUGUCAUCAGUCAUUACAACCAAGAAGAACAGUGCAACAGAUGAAGCUUGGCGUCUCUUAGCCUCCUACCUGGACAAGUAUAAGUCAGAGAAUAGCCCAUACCACCGUUGUGUAAUCAAUAAGUUGCUGUCUCAUGGUGUUCCCUUACCUAACUGGCUUAUCAACAGCUACAAAAAGGUAGAUGCUGCUGAACUUCUCCGACUCUAUUUGAAUUAUGAUCUCCUAGAAGAAGCUGUGGAUUUGGUGUUGGAGUAUGUGGAUGCCUUACUUGGGAAAGGACAUGAUUACUUUGGGAUUGAGUUCCCAUUAUCAGCUACAACUCCAAUUGUCUGGCUUCCCUAUUCAGCAAUUGACCAACUUCUUCAGGUACUAGGAGAAAACACAACCAAUCAUCAUAACACAAUGCUUUAUCAGAAAGUGCGUGACAAAUUAGAAGUCUACCAAAAGCAGGUUGAUAAGGCAACUAGGGUUCAUCUUCUUUAUUGUCGAAACUAGCAAUCAGUCUUGAUCUGAGUGUGACCUCUCAAAAUCACCUUGUGCCUGGAGGCCCUUGGGACAAAAUUACAAAAACUGUGCUUUAAACCAGGACUUUUCAACCUGGACAACUCUCAGGUGUGUGGACUUCAAUUCCCAGAAUUCUCAUCAAAAGAUAAAUUGACUGAAUUCUGGUAUUUAAAGUCCACACAUCUGGAAAUUGCUAUGGCUGGAAAAUGCUGCUUUAAAUUAUUAUGUGUAACUGGCAUAUGUAAAGCAUUUGCUUUGCAUG